AUGCAUUACCCAAGAUUAGCUUUUGCAAAGAGUAGGUUUCGUAGUACGAUUGAACCAACACGUAAAAUAAAUGGGAGGACACCGGAUAUUGGUCAGAGGAAUGCCCUGAGUACCGGUGACAUUACUGCUACAAAGUUGCUGUAUAAUUGUUCUGCACAUGGCGGGUCAUUUUUUGAGUCUCGCUAUAUAAUUAUCCCGCCAGUACGUCCAAAUAAUUCACCAACAGUUUCCGAUAAAUGCAAAUGGACAAUCAGAGCUGCUGAAGGUGAACGAAUUAAGGUCACACUAACAUCAUGGGAUAUUCAAGAGACUCCCAAUUGUACAGUGGAGUAUGUAGAAAUAAAAAAUGGCUACCAGGAAAACAGUCCGGUCUUAGCUCGCAUGUGUGGUGAAGACAAAACGGUUAUUGUAACGGCUAGUAAUUUUGUAUCGGUAACAUAUGCUAGGAAACGUUACGAAAAUUAUCAUCUGGGAUUUAUAUUGAAAUACGAGACUGUUUGCGGCGGUGAUAUUCACUUAGAAAGAGAUGAUAUUUAUUACUUAGAAUCGCCAAAUUAUCCAGGGUCAUAUGAACCGAAUAAACAGUGUUAUUGGCUCAUCAAGGUUCCUCGCAAGCAUUAUAUGCUAAUCAAAUUUAAUUACUUUGAACUUGAAGAAAGUGAAGGUUGUAAAAACGACUUUCUGGAAGUGCGAGAGGCUGGAAGUGAUAAUGCGCCAAUUAUUGGAAGUUACUGCGGUAAAAGAGACCGUUUAGAAGUAGCUGUUAUGAUGAAUAGAGUUUUUCUGACGUUUGUUACCAAUAGAUCGAAAGAAGCGGGAGGUUUUUCCGCUACUAUUUCUUCGAAAUCAGAUAACAGUAAUGGCUUAACCACUUGA
Messenger RNA from Microplitis mediator, 876 nucleotides. Its product is annotated as dorsal-ventral patterning protein tolloid-like. The transcript has 3 exons. Gene Ontology annotation, biological process: proteolysis. Gene Ontology annotation, molecular function: metalloendopeptidase activity. NCBI's taxonomy places the organism in Eukaryota, Metazoa, Arthropoda, Insecta, Hymenoptera, Braconidae. The record is from RefSeq and is a predicted model, not a curated record. Bases 1 to 876 code for a protein of 291 amino acids.